GUUCAAACAAAAAUAUUCACGAACUCUGGUGGUUUUCGAAAUUGGGUGUCCAUGUGAGCCUGUAACGUGUAUGAGCGUGGUUGGUGUCUGGCAGCACAGGAUCUCGCUAAACCUCCCGCCCGAAGCUCCGGCGCCGGUGCGCGCUAGCUUGCGAUCGACCCUGAGCGCUCGUACGUACGUGACCUGUAUGUUAACUUAACUGCGCUAGCUGCUCAUGCAUGCGAUCUCCAUCCCGCAAUUUCAGUAGGCCUACAAAAUAGGAACAUGGCGUCUGCUGGGCAACAAGGUCAGUACGAUGCGACAGCUGGGGAUGAAAAUGCAUCUGAGGAAUCGGCAAUCAUGUUCCCAGGAGGAAGAGCAAAAAAUUCAGAUGCGAUGUAUGCGAUCAGAGGCCAACAAAUGGGUCCUUCUCGUCAACAGUCGGCGAAGGCUAAACCACCCAUUCAUGUGGGAGCUGUGAAGGGUCUGCUUGCUGUCGUUAUUCUCUUUCUUGCCUGUUUAGCAGCCUUUUCUUCACGUCUGUUUGCUGUUAUCCGCUUCGAAAGCAUCAUCCACGAGUUUGAUCCAUGGUUCAAUUACCGCUCAACACAUUAUUUGGUAACACAUGGCUUCUAUAACUUCUUGAACUGGUUUGAUGAAAGAGCAUGGUCUCCUCUUGGAAGAAUUGUUGGGGGCACAGUGUACCCUGGCUUAAUGGUGACAUCAGGAACUAUUCAUAAUAUUCUUCAUGCCCUCAACAUACCAGUACAUAUUAGAGAUGUCUGUGUGUUUCUAGCACCACUUUUCAGUGGGCUUACAGCACUAGCAGCAUAUGGCUUAACAUCUGAGCUUUGGGAUACAAGUGCUGGUUUAUUGGCAGCAUGCUUCAUUGCUAUUGUUCCGGGUUACAUAUCUCGAUCAGUUGCUGGGUCAUAUGACAAUGAAGGAAUUGCCAUAUUUGCUCUGCUUUUCACCUACUAUCUAUGGUUGAAGGCAGUAAAGACGGGUUCUGUAGCUUGGGCUUCUGCUACAGCGCUUUCAUACUUCUAUAUGGUAUCAGCAUGGGGAGGUUAUGUAUUCAUUAUCAACCUCAUCCCCCUCCAUGUAUGUGUCCUAUUGCUAAUGGGACGUUUCUCAAAUCGUAUCUAUGUUGCAUUCUGUACAUUUUACAUUUUGGGAACACUGAUGUCUAUGCAGGUGCCAUUUGUAGGCUUUCAGCCUGUACGAACCAGUGAACAUAUGGCGGCUGCAGGUACCUUUGUUCUGCUACAAGCCUUUGCCUUCCUGAGAUAUAUUCAAGAUUUCUUGACCAAGCAGGAAUUUCGCUCUCUGUUCUUCUUUGGGGUGCUCGGUACAGCAGGAAUCACUUUCUUGGGGGUAGUAUUCUUAACUUAUGCAGGUUAUGUUGCACCCUGGAGUGGUAGAUUCUAUUCACUGUAUGAUACUGGCUAUGCAAAGAUUCACAUUCCAAUUAUUGCCUCAGUAUCUGAGCAUCAGCCAACAACAUGGGUGUCCUUCUUCUUUGACCUUCAUAUCUUGGUCUGUACAUUCCCAGCUGGACUCUGGUUUGUCAUUAAGGAUAUCAAUGAUGAGAGAGUCUUCAUUGCCUUGUAUGCCUUGAGUGCGGUAUAUUUUGCUGGUGUGAUGGUCCGUUUGAUGCUUACUCUGACUCCAGUGGUAUGCAUCCUCGCUGCUAUAGCAAUCAGCAAGACUCUCAAUGAAUACUUGGUGGAUGAACUCCCCAAGAAAUCCAUGUCAGGGGAUGAAGAAGAUGAGGAAGAUGAAGAGGAUGCUGAUCGCAAGAACAGGAAAUAUUAUGAUAAGGCUGGUAAAGUGCGACGAAUCAAGACAGACAAGGGCAAAGAUGAUGAGGGUAUGGGAGGUAACCUAAAAGGAUUCGUUGUGGUUGCUGUCAUCAUGACACUCAUGUUAUUCUCUGUUCAUUGUACAUGGGUUACCAGUAAUGCCUACUCCAGCCCUAGUAUAGUGCUUGCUUCCCACAAUCAAGAUGGGUCUCGUGUCAUUCUUGAUGACUUCCGUGAGGCGUACUAUUGGUUACGUAAGAACACUGAUGAUCAUGCCCGUGUGAUGUCAUGGUGGGAUUAUGGCUAUCAGAUUGCUGGCAUGGGAAACAAAACAACACUAGUAGAUAAUAACACCUGGAAUAACAGCCAUAUAGCAUUAGUUGGAAAGGCCAUGUCUUCGAAUGAGACAGCAGCGUAUAAGAUAAUGAGAGAAUUGAAUGUUGACUACGUCCUUGUGAUAUUUGGUGGUGUGAUAGGAUAUUCUGGUGAUGACAUCAACAAAUUCUUGUGGAUGGUUAGGAUAGCAGAGGGAGAACAUCCAAGAGAUAUAAAGGAAAGUAACUACUUCACACCCAAUGGGGAGUUCAGGGUGGACAAAGCAGGAUCACCUACCCUACACAACUGCUUAAUGUAUAAAAUGUGUUACUAUCGCUUUGGGGAAUUGCAGCUUGAUUUUCGGUCACCGGCAGGCUUUGAUCGGACAAGAGGAGUAGAGAUUGGGAAGAAAGAUAUUUCCUUUGAACAUCUAGAAGAGGCAUACACCACAGAACACUGGCUUGUUCGUAUCUACAAGGUUAAACCACUCAGUAAUCGUGUUCCCAAUGAGAAACCUCUUAAAACAAAGGCAGGAAAGAAGAAAUAUGUAUCUAAAAAGACAGGUAAGAAAAGGCGUGGAUCCAUCAAGAAUAAACCAGUAGUGAAACGAGGCAAGCGGACAAGAGGAAGUGGCAAAAAUAAUAAGAGAAUAUGAAUCCAUUCACCUUGCCAUGAUACUCCAAGAACAUUUGAUGAAUUUUCAAUACAUUUUGGGUGAAAUGGCCUUCUAGAAUUAAGUAGUUAUGGGUUAGAUAUGGGUGGAAUAGUAAGAUAAGUGAUUCAACGGGAGUAUCACACCAAAAAUUAGUAGUACUUCUUGUUAUGUCUUUGUGUGUUAUGUCUUGUUGGAAAACCAAAUCAUCAUAUUUUUUCUUUCAGGAUUUUUGUCCGUUGCUGUAUUAUCCAAGCUUUCUGAAAAUUAAUGCAACCCAAGCCAAUUCUGUAAAUAUGACUAACUUAAAUAUGAGUCUGACUAAUUAUGCAUGAUUUCUCAGUAUUUAUGUUUUUUACAAAAAGAGGGUUCUUUAAAAAGAAUUUGAAUAUUCAUAUUUAAUACCUUACUUGACAAACCAAGUACUAUUACAGAGCUCCAGACCCUUUGUAAAACCAACAUAAUUUUUAUUAUUUCGCUUGAAGAUGUCAGAUUUAAUCCAUAAUUGUAUUAAUAGAAAAUGAUUUAUGAAGCACGUAAUAAACAAGACACUCUAUGUUCUUUAAACAGUAAUAAAAUUACACAUGUAUUUAUAUAUUUCAAACAAAAUGUUUUGAAGUUUUAUGAAACCAAUCAUAUAGGUAGAAAAUUACUGAUACAACAUGAAAAUUAAAACCGAAUGAUUUGAAUGAAAGGUAAGCAAAUAUAUGUUACGUUUCUUGGUAUUUUGCAAUUAAUACUUAGGUCACAUUAGAUGUAUUAUGACCCUACAGAAUCUGUAAACUCAUUGCAUUUUACACAUUCCUGUAUUGCCAGCAUUGAGCAUAUGAAGGCAGGCUCUGACUUCAUGAUUUCAGAUGCUCACUGCAGGCAUCAUGGCCUGUACAGUUUUGUUAUGUCUGUAAACUGGAGACUUUUUGUAGAUGGUGUUUUAUAAACAAGUAUUGCAGGGACCCUGGUGAUGGCUUAGGUGAUCAUAUAUAGUGAAGUGACUGCCGUUUUUGUUAGACAUGUGGGAGAGAGUUAAAACAAAUCAUACAGAGAUUGUAAGGCCACUGUAUGAUUAUGAUCUCUGUACAAGUCGUUGCAUGGAAAUCGUAGAGGCUGAGGAGACCACAGUGCAAAUGCACAAGUGCUAUACGAUUUCUGCUCGGCAUCUGUACAGCCCACCCCCUUGAAAGAAAUCAUAUAACAUCCGCAAAUAAUGUGAACACAUGUGUUGUUGACCGAAUCAUCCGUGAAGCCUCAGAAAUCAUGCAUUAGUCAUAGUUAUUGUAUGAUGCCCCUGUUAAAUGUGACCAUAUUGUUAAAAUUGUCUCCAUUUUACUAAUGGAUCAUGAAUUAAUGAGAUGGAAUGCUGUUUUUUAGUACACUCAUUUGAUUUUCAUGUAUUGAUUCUAUUGGGAAGAUAAGUAUACCUCCCUGUAUCGGCUUGACAUAUUCCUUCAAUGAAAAACAUGUAUUGACUUUUGUUAAUGCAAGAUGGGCUAGGGCAAGACUGUGUUAAACCAAGAAAGGCUCGAGCAAGCUUCCAGCUUGUCAAGACAAUCUUAGAAGUAGUUUGUUGUGAGAUCUGCUGACUAUACUAAAUAUUCUAGAUUAAAUUUGGCUAGUUCUGAAGACAUGAACCAACCAGAUGAGCAUUUAACAUAAAUUGUUAACAAUUUAUGUUAUGAUUUUUAUUCUAAGUCAAAGGGUGAUUUCAAGUACACUGUUGGUGUUGGUAUUGAGAGCGUGAAAAAGGCUGCUGAAAGGUUCAGAAUAACAAUGACAUCCCACCUCAUUUGCCUGAUCAUCUCUACUUCAAUAUAGAUCUAAGCUUCGUCACGGGUUUCAUGAUUUCACACUAUCAUCUUAAAGAAUCUAAAAGAUUUCAUAAUAUCAAGAGAGAAAGUAAACCACUCUUUUUGUAUUGCAAUGUGUUGUUAUGUUAUGUUAUGUUUUACAUGGUUUCUAAAAUCAAUUUACUGUUUGCAAGGAACCUUUGUUUUGUUUUGUUUGUUUGUUUUUUCACCUUUUGAAAAACAUGCAAUGACAAUUCUGUAGUUACACAUUUCACCAGAUAUACUGACAAUUGUAAUGUUACUUACAAACAGCUAUAUGAAACACCCACCAGGGAGUGUUUCACAAAGAUUUAAGUAUGACUUAUAGUCGCACUUCAAUGGCGAUGCUUACAUGAUAUGCAACACGCAAUAUUAUUGAUCAAUACGCAAUAAAGUGCGUUUUCUUUGCCUAAUCUGACCAAUGCAUUCAUGCCUUUUAAAACACAUGCAACUAUGCAUUUAAUUUAGACUCUGUCAUACUUAAAUCUUGUGAAACACCCCCUGGUCUUUUCCAUAGAAUGCCGAUGUAUACUAAUCAGGUCCAGAGUAUUUUGUUAAGUGACUUGGAAAUCAGUUCAUCAUUUUAAAAAUGUAGAAGUAGCUCCAGCUUAAUUGAAAAUUUUACUACAUAACGUUAAUUGCACUGUCAUAUUAGACAUGUACUGCACUGUUGGGUGUCGAAAUCUAUGUCCAGAAGUUAAGAAUUAAAAAAAAAAAUUGAUGAUUAAAGAUGAGUAUCUGUAUAUUUUGAACUCAAAUUUUAGUGAGUUAUGAAAAUAAGAGCUUUAUUAUUUGUUGAGUCUAAUAUGGUGUGAUUAGCUGUCUCCAACUACUGUAGCCAUAGUAGAGUGCAAUUGUUGCCAUCUUUUGUUUUUUUAAUAUCACAUUCAUUCUCUGUUUUUAUUUUUGUUUUUGUUGCACUGUUCAUAAGUUAGGAUGAUGGAUAUAUGAAUAAUCCAAGAUGUCACCAGGACAUCAUUCAUAUUUAACACUUUUAAAAUCUGUUGCUGAUGUCAAUUCAUAAAUGAUGUGAUAAUCACACCACAAAACAUAUUUUCAGACUUUUUCUUCAAGUCUAAAAAGACUUUAACGUGGAGCGUUGUGGCCCAGUGGAUUAGUCUCCGGACUUUGAAACAGAGGGUCGUGGGUUCGAAUCCCAGCCAUGGCGUAAUUUCCUUCGGCAAGAAAUUUAUCCACAUUGUGCUGCACUCAACCCAGGUGAGGUGAAUGGGUACCUGGCAGGAAUUUAUUCCUUGAAAUGCGUGUGCGCUGUAAUCUUAGUAAUUACGGCUGCCAAGCUACAGCUGGGGUAAUAAUAUCCAAGUCCUUUGGAAGCGCAUAGAGACAUUAUUCAUAAUCGUGAUAUGCGCUAUACAAGAACUGUUUAUUAUUAUCAUUAUUAUUAUUUAAAAAAAUCUUGCAAUUCUAGUCAUUAACAAAAUUUAGGUAUACAACUACGUUGUAAUGAAUGUCUUCUUUGUUGACUUUUUAUUAACGUGACAGUCUGACAAUCUCUUCCUGGUUACAAUUCAUUUUGACAUGUGGCAGUCAAAUAUUUUUUUCUUAAAAUUCUUCCCAGACUUUUCUUUAAAAGUCUAUAAGCACUUUCACUGCUAGACAUCAACAAUUGUUUGAUAAUCUUGAUACUACAACAGUGUAAUUAUGUUUGUUGAUUAUUUGUACUGGUAGCAGAGUAAUCUGUAAUCAGUUUUGUAUCGAUUUUCAUUUCUAUUUUAUUACUUCUUGUAUCUGAAAUCAUUGUAAUGAUUAUGAGAUUUCUACUUUGUUACCCUUGUUUUUUUUUCUUUCUUCACAUUUUGGAAAUGAUAUCAUUAUGGACGUUAUUCAUAUUACACCCUCAGGGUGAGAAAAAAAAUUAUGAUGAAAUGAAUGGUGGUUGAUGGCUAUUUUUUAUGUAUCUGUGAUAGUAACAAAUGGGAUAUUGUCAUCUUGGUAUUGUCUCUGAAUAUUUUAUGGAUGUGAUUUACUUCUAGUACGACACAUAUGUCUUGGUAAGGGUUCACUCCUGCUUGCUCUCCAACCAUUUGGAAACUUUGACAUUGUCAAACUCAACUUGGCGUUCUUCAUUUGGUCUUUGUACCACUUCAUCUAAUUCCCAGUUUGCCUAAUUGUCUCAUAUUUAGUGUCGUCUGAACUUUGAAGUAUUUGGGUUAAUUUUCAGUUCAGCUGUUUAAAAACAAGAUGGUGUUUCAACCGAUUGAUAGUUAGCCCAAGUCCUCAUCAGUCCUUGUGACUAUUAGACUAAGUGCUAGGUAGGCGGAAUGUGAUGUGGACCAAAAAGAUGUAACCUGAAUGAAGAUAGCCCAUCUUGAAUUUACACCAAGUGAUUAUAGACACAGGGCCUGUUGCAGUAAAUUUGCCAUCCAUGGUAACGAUGCUUAACAGCUAAUCAGAAUCAAGGACUUCAAACCAGUCGACAUUGGAUGGCAAAGUUACCAUGAUAGCAACUCUUAGGUAAGGAGGCCCUGGUUAACGUAAACCAUUGUAGGAAUAUGUGAAAUAUGCUGUUUUCGCAUUUUAUACAGAAAUCACAUUUAUUUUCACACUGUUGUGGAUAUGUGCUGGAAAUUUUGAAUAAAUGUUCCUGCUUUGAAAACAAAA
Messenger RNA from Lytechinus pictus (painted urchin), 7196 nucleotides. Its product is annotated as dolichyl-diphosphooligosaccharide--protein glycosyltransferase subunit STT3B-like. Bases 265 to 2754 code for a protein of 829 amino acids. Gene Ontology annotation, biological process: post-translational protein modification. Gene Ontology annotation, cellular component: membrane. Lineage: Eukaryota; Metazoa; Echinodermata; Echinoidea; Temnopleuroida; Toxopneustidae. Gene Ontology annotation, molecular function: dolichyl-diphosphooligosaccharide-protein glycotransferase activity. The transcript is spliced from 18 exons. The record is from RefSeq and is a predicted model, not a curated record.